AUGCGUACUGUGUUCAGAGCGGGGUAGCACGUGUGGCGCGAGUACCAUGUUUAAGAUUAAAUGAAAAUAAUGUGGAUAUCUAGACUUCAAGUAGGCCUAAUAUUUUUUAUGCAAGACGCGGCUUCUCUGUGAAAUUAUAUACCCCGGGAACGUGUCUACUUGCUCGUACACACGGUUAUUACUACCUUACUGGUUUAGCUAGCUAAAUCUUGCUCAGACCUGUCAAGUCUAAGUCUGGACUGGCCGCGUGGUGCAUUUAGAGCGUAGAUUACUUUUAAACACCACCAACAAAAAUGGAUUAUACUUUUCCACCUGAGCUUUUCACAUCUUAUUUUAACUCUGGCCCCCCAAAUUCUGAAUUUGCCCAUAACGUUGGAGGUUGGGGUGUGUAUGGUCAAGUUAAAGAAGCAAGCUCCAUCAACAAGCAACAUGGGCCAGGUCCAACACUACCAACACACACACAAUUUGUAACAAAGCAUCAAAUGGAAGGAGAGACAUGGUUGCCAGUUGAAUCUCUGACGCUGCCCCUGUUUCCACCAAAAAGAGGUCGUAAAUGGCUCUCAACUGCUUUAUCAGAUCCACUGGACUUUUCAGAGCAUAUGCAGGACUACUACCUCCAUAGAUCCCAAGAUGCUUUUUACACCAUGAGCCAAUUCCUAGAGGAAAAUCUCUACAGUGUGACCCCAAAAGCAAAGGGGAAUAGUUCAAUAUUUCCCAGGACACAUAGCUUCAUGGAAACACUGAAGUAUAAAUUGUGUGCAGUCACCCACAUGAAACCCAGAAUCAAGGCAUACCACAAUCUCUUAUCUGAUUUUAUCUAUGACAUCCCUCCUGAGCUUCUGGCUCACAACCUCUUUGAGGAACUGACCCAACAAAGGGAACUGGAGCAGUUCUCUGAAAAGGCAACAGGGGGCGCCCUUUGUUACAUUCCUUUUUCACAGCUCAACAACACUCAGCAAGGCUGCUUGUUGUAUCCAGGGGAUACUGGGCUCCACUCCAUUAAUUUUCAUAGAGUAGCACUGGAGUUCCAUGAAGAAGGGCCUCCCUGUAUUGAUUCAAGCCUCAGGCCUUUUUCAUUCCAGGUCAACGGUACAGUAAGGCAGAUCUGCACUGGUACGCCACAAGAUACAUCAUACGUUGGUGUUCGAUCAGACCAUAUGUGUGGGGUGUGGAUGGUUAGUGAGAAGGACGAGCCCAAGACUGUUGAGGUCAUCCAGACCAAGGAGGUUGCUACAUGCCUCAGCAUCAGUCCCCAUAUCCAAGGAGAGCUGCUUGUGGCAAGUGAGAGUGGAGUCACUCAUCUGUGGACAGUAGGAAAAGGCCGGCAGAAGUUCCGUAAGGAGGACAGUAACCUGUACUUCAAUGCAAGAUCGGCAUGGCGAUGGUGUGACUUCUCGGCGCACCCCAGGGUGAUGAUCUAUGCUGACAGAACGGGCGUGGAGCUUACAGACAUCAGAACCAAAGAGAAUUGUAGCCAUACUCUAUUUCGCAUCGGCCAAACCCCAGAUUGCAAGACUGGCGAGAGAGUCAUCAUGUCCAAAUACCUGCGAGAAGUUCACAUGUUCCACCAUCUCAUAACAACUCAGUUUUCGGCAUACAUCCUGGACGAGCGCUUCCCAUGCAUUCCUAUGAUUAAGUGGGAUCACAUGAUGGACGAUCCUCCCAUGUUUGCCCAUAUCCUGGCUCCUAACUCCUCUGGGGCCGGAACCACCAAGGUUGUCCUGGGCUCUCAGCGAUCCCAGGAACUGACUCUUCUACAGUAUUCAGGUGGUCGACAGCAUGCAUGCUGCACCAGAGGCCCCCCCACGGCUCUGCUUAGGCCCCGAGACAGCCUUCGCCACCUGCCUACCCAGAUCCCACACCGCCACCACAUCGCCCAGCAGAGACUGGCACUUCAGGCUGCCGGCGUGACGUGUAUCCAGCAGAGCCAGGGUGCGAGGGACAUCUGCGUGCUGCAGCUGACGGAAGCUGGGGAUGUCUUCUAUCAGAUGCUGAGGCCACAGGCUGCAUCGAGCAAAGAGGAUAUUGCCACACCCACCCAGAACUCGGAGGACAUUGACCAACCAACCUCAGUUCAACACCGAUCGUCAUUGGACACGUUGCAAAGACUCUCACAGGAUAUGUCGGUCCCCGAGGAAACAGAUUUGGGGCAGUCAGAGUUUGAACUGGACAACGGUCAGGGUAUUUCAUCAUCUGCAUCUCGGCCUGCUGAGGCAAGUACCGCUUGUGCUGCCAGACCUAGCCUAGCCAAGGCUGGGGAUAAUGCUCUCCUUAAAUGGAAAAUCUGGCUCUUCAAGCUAGUCAGAAAGAACCAUCGUAAGCAACGCUUCCCACACAACACUAUCAGAGCCAGAGGUCUUUUCAAUACGUCUGGUGAGACUGAGAGCCGUUGGCGAGAACCCAUGGAAGAGGACAAGCGAGACAGCCUAAGACGGGAAGUCAAAGAAGCGAUGAAGAGAGGGGAAGUACUGGUCCAUGGUGCCACCCACCUGCCGCUGAUGGAGCUGGUUUCUGUCCCAGGGCCCGUGGAGCCCUCUGCAUGGACGGACGAUCUAAGCCAGAGGCUGAGUGUGUCCUGGGAAGGUGGCUGGAAGGUCUGGUGGGAGGAGAAGCUGGGAAUGAACCAGGAGUCAAAGAUACAGGCGCUCCGCAGGAAGCGGCGGAGGCAGAAGAUGGCCCGGGUGCACAACCGGAUCGGGCUCUCUGGCAGCUUCACCUCCUACCAGUCUGACCCGGACGAUCUCUUGUGCUACACGUCGGCUACCAGUCAGAGCGCUGCCUCCGACAGCGAGGGCACCAGUUUCUCUUUGUUUAGUGAUGACCUUUCUGAACCAGGAUCUUACAAAACCUCUCAAAUGCGCGAAAGGACUGCUCGAGUGAAUGAGGAGUACCAAAGUUCUCUGUUUGGAUCGCAGGAACCCUCUCGUGGACUCAUCGAGGAAGGCAUCCCUAGUGCCCCUCUAGCCACGUCAUCUCAGAUGUCCAGUGUUUUUGCAUCACAAAAAACUCCCUGCAUAGGAGGCUCGUCCCAAACCUCCCUGUCCCAACUCAAAAGGAAGAAGUCUCGCAUGGGCUUCUGAGUGGUAAUGGAUGGAACUGAUUGGAUUAAGUGAUCAGUUUGACCUGUAUUGGUAUGGUUAAAGAUUGCAGUGUGAUAAUGCAAGUGUGUGGGCUAUGUGGAGUUGAUGGCCAUGGUUUUAAUUACUUUUUUUUCAGAACAAAGGCUGUAUCAUUAGUAACCUUGUUUCCUAAAAACAACAAAAAUAUAGGAAUCAAAGUUUUUAAAAAUAUUUUUUUAUCGUUUUUUUUUUACAGCUGGCAAAAAUAAUAAGUUAAUAUCUACAUAACAGUAUUCACAUUUUUUUGUUGUUUUUACAUUAUACAAAUAUACAUUUUUUUUUUUGUAUUGACAUUUAGUAUGUUUUUUGGACGUUUUUCAUAACAUGAUCUUUCAUUCAUACAGUUGAAAAAGUAUCUACCACAACUGAAAUUGGCAAUUUAGAGGUUUAGAAACACCUUACAGACUCACACCAAUUUUCUUUUAACACCAUGCAAACCAACAUUACAAAACAACCUUGGGAAAAAUCUAACUGGUCACCAGGCAUAUACUGUUACUCCUCUGCCACUCCAUGAUGACAUUUGUACAAAACUGUGCAAAGUACAUUUCCUGGGGUUACUGGUACUUCCCAGCAAAACAACAGUCCUUGUUUUAUAACAGUCUAUUGUACCUUGGCUGUUCUGUAUAGUGGCUUGGAAUGUGACAAAUCCAGACAUGCACCUCCAGCUAUUAAAAACACAACUAGUCCAAAACAAAUUUAAGUUAAUUCAGCUGCCAGGUUUGUGCAAAUCUGGUACAUUUCUGUACUGCUUUAAGCUUGAAGAUACAGUAUAUUGAUUAUUGGUAAGGGCACACAGUAUGGUAACCCUUUUGUAACUCGAAUAAAUUAACAACGCUGUUCCACAGUUCUGUGGUAAAAAAAAACCGUGGCCCUCUAGCUGAGGUCACUGUUAUAAAUAUUGGGGUUAAGGGUUCUAGAAGGUUGGAUGCUUGUGUUUUUGGCAACGGAAGUGAAGAGGGAAGUAGGGCCCUUCGGCGUCACUACCAAGUGAACUGCUCAGGCUCUCCUCCCCUGAGCUCAUGUCUUCACAGGAGUCCUCACUGCAGAAGAUGACAUAAAAGAACAGUUAGUCACAACAGCAGCACUUGACAGAUCUCAUGAUCCCAAGCUUGGGUCAUGUUCUCUGUUGUAAAGUCCAAGUCUCGACAUGCUUAUGCAUGCUCUUACGUCAAGUAUCCUAGGUUUGGAAACUUGCUGCUCGUACGCGAUUAAUCACUCGUACGUGUCGUCUUCGGUCUGAGUAAUAUGAGUGGACUAGACUGGGUUGAGCUACGGCACAAAAGGCUUGGCUAGCUCUGACGCAACAUGGGACACGGUGACGGGCAGGAACUACAUUUCAAACUUCUAAUGAACACCACGCCUCAGGGAAGUGGUAUCUGUUGUAAGAACUGAAACCAGGAGUGGGAAUAUACCAAUAAUUGUGUGUGUGUGACGAUGAAACAUUCCUUAUAAAAGGCUGGGCUGAGCGUCAACAAUUUGCUGGGGAUUUUCCAGGUGCCACAAAUCAAACGAGCGGGGUGUUUCCGUGUUGGAUAUUUCCUCGUUCCAUCAUAUGAAUGAAUGUUUUGAAUAUUAAACUGUGCAUUUUGUGUUUUCCCAGA
Molecule: messenger RNA, 4720 nt
Organism: Osmerus eperlanus (European smelt)
Lineage: Eukaryota; Metazoa; Chordata; Actinopteri; Osmeriformes; Osmeridae
Gene: taf1c
Product: TATA-box binding protein associated factor, RNA polymerase I subunit C
Exons: 14
Coding region: 294-3080 (928 amino acids)
Biological process (GO): transcription by RNA polymerase I
Cellular component (GO): fibrillar center
Molecular function (GO): RNA polymerase I core promoter sequence-specific DNA binding; protein binding
Source: RefSeq, a predicted model, not a curated record